CGUUAACGCUCUUCCUGGGCCUUACGACAUACUCCAAAGACAAAACGUGGAGAAUCUGCAGAUGAAAACCAGUCCUUCAAUUACAAAAUACGGCAAUUUGAUUUAUUAUGCAGGGCGAGGCGAGCCCUAGUAAUUCCCUUAUUGACAGAACCAUCAAGAUGAGAAAAGAAACUGAAGCGAGAAAAGUGGUUUUAGCCUGGGGCCUCCUAAAUGUAUCUAUGGCUGGAAUGAUAUAUACUGAAAUGACUGGAAAAUUGAUUAGUUCAUAUUAUAAUGUGACAUACUGGCCCGUCUGGUAUAUUGAGCUUGCUCUUGCAUCCCUCUUCAGCCUUAAUGCCUUGUUUGAUUUUUGGAGAUAUUUCAAAUACACUGUGGCACCCACAAGUCUCGUUGUCAGCCCUGGACAGCAGACACUUCUAGGGUUGAAAACAGCUGUUGUACAGACUACUCCUCCACGUGAGCUAACAGCCACACAAAUCCCUCCCUCUCCACCUUCCCCUUCAAUUCAGGGGCAGAGUGUGUUGAGCUACAGCCCAUCUCGCUCACCCAGUGCCAGUCCCAAGUUCACCACCAGCUGUAUAGCUGGCUACAGCCCUCAACUGCAAAGCAUGUCCUCAGGCAGCAGUAGUUCGUACAGCCCCGGAGUGACCUACUCACCAGUCGGUGGUUAUAAUAAGUUGGCAAGCUUUAGCUCCUCUCCCCCUUCUCCGUACCCUGCCACGGUUGGCCCAGUGGAGAGCAGUGGAUUGAGAUCCCGCUACCGUUCUUCACCCAGCGUCUACAACUCACCUACUGAUAAGGAGGACUACAUGACGGACCUGCGCACUCUGGACACUUUUCUCAGAAGUGAAGAAGAGAAACAGCACAGAGUUAAUCUGGGAAGUCCAGAUUCUACCUCUCCUUCUAACAGCCCUACUUUCUGGAACUACAAUCGUUCAAUGGGAGAUUACGCACAGACUUUAAAGAAGUUCCAGUAUCAGCUUGCCUGUAGAUCUCAGGCCCCUUCUGCUAACAAAGAUGAAGCUGAUCUCAGUUCUAAGCAAGCUGCAGAAGAGGUUUGGGCAAGAGUGACCAUGAAUAGACAACUUCUUGAUCAUAUGGAUUCAUGGACAGCUAAGUUCAGAAAUUGGAUCAAUGAGACAAUAUUAGUGCCGCUUGUACAGGAGACUGAGUCUGUCAGCACCCAGAUGAGACGAAUGGGUUGUCCAGAGCUGCAGAUAGGAGAGGCUAGUAUUACCAGCUUGAAACAGGCCGCCCUGGUCAAAGCCCCUCUCAUUCCGACUCUGAAUGCAAUUGUGCAGUAUCUAGACCUCACACCAAAUCAGGAGUACUUGUUUGAAAGGAUCAAAGAACUUUCUCAGGGAGGCUGCAUGAGCUCAUUUCGAUGGAACAGGGGCGGAGACUUCAAAGGACGGAAGUGGGACACUGACCUGCCCACUGACUCUGCGAUCAUCAUGCACGUAUUUUGCACCUACCUCGAUUCCAGGUUACCUCCACACCCUAAGUAUCCUGACGGAAAAACGUUCACGUCUCAGCAUUUUGUUCAGACACCAAAUAAGCCAGAUGUUACGAAUGAGAAUGUUUUUUGCAUUUAUCAGAGUGCUGUCAACCCCCCACAUUAUGAGCUUAUCUAUCAGCGUCAUGUGUACAACCUUCCAAAGGGUAGAAAUAAUAUGUUUCAUACAUUAUUAAUGUUCCUUUACAUCAUAAAGACAAAAGAGUCAGGAAUGCUUGGGAUCUCACUGUGUAGUUCAGGCUGGCCUCACAUUCACAGGGAUCCUCAGCCUUCUGAGUGCCAGGUUUACAGCGAUGGGCCACCACCCUGGGCAUCUUGUUCAUCAUUUAGAGGAGAGUUAACCUUGGUCUAUCUGGUGUGAAUAUUUUAUGGAUUUUUGGCAAGUAGUGAAUCAUUUAAUUCCAAAUGUUGGGACUUUCAGUGAAGCGGAAAAAGUUGAAUCUAAGCAUCUUUUUGCCACUGCCUCUUCUGAAAUAAGCUACAUAUGUGUGCAUGAGAUUUAACAAAAAAUUAGCUAGUAUACCUGUACGUUCCACUCCAAAAAAUAUUACCUUUUGGAAAUUCCAGUUGAUACAAAAUCACAGCACUCUGGACUUUUUUUAAAAAUGCAAAGGUUGUAGUUCCUCUUAGUGAAAUAAAUGGAGCAGCUCUUUUUCACUGUAAUCCCCAAAUAAGCAUUAUCCAUCUGACUUCUCAAAAAUGGUGUUUAGUUAUGUUAUUUAAUAGUACAAGUACUUAAAGGAAAUGGGCUGAUUUUAUCUCUAUAAUACCCCAGUGUUCUGCAGAUCAGUCUAGAGCCUGUAUUCAAAGAAAUGAAAUCAGUUUCUAAGUAAUGUAUUAAUUAAUCCAGGUAUAUGUUUUAAAGAUUAUUGAAAGAGGCUUGACAGUAUCGGUAUUUUAAAAAGUCAGCUCUUUGUAUGUGGAUGUCAGGAACGCUCCCCACUGCUUUGGUUUUAGCACCUCUGUUUCACUGUUCUGUAAUACUGUGUUGCCUGUCCAUAUAAAGUAUUUAGAUACAAUAUUUUCAAUGCCCCCCCGCCCCCAGAGUGAAAAGAUACGAAGUUGUGAGAAGUAACAGCCGGCAGCCGCCUUGCUCAUGGUUUCCCGAUGAAGUGUUGCAGACUGACCUGGAAAUGGCUGAACCCGGUGUCUUCUCAAGUAGUGUGCAUGCGUCCCUUUUGUAUAGUUUGUAGAUUUUUCAAGAAGUUUUCAAAAAAGUUCUUGUAUUUUAAAAGUUGAUGUCCAAAAAAAUAGAGUUUUUAAUUGUUUUUGCUGUGUUAAAUCUGUUUGUUACGGUAUUUCAAAAGACUGUAUCACUGAAAUACGCUGAAUAUAGGGCCCUACUAACAAUUGCUAUGCUGUUAAACUGUACAAUUGCAUAUACUUUUUUUAAAAGUGUUAAGAAGAAAAAUUUUGAUGACUACAUAAAGACGAAGAUCUUUUUCUUUAUAGGGCUUAAGGUAGCUUUUAGUCCAAAUACUCAGAUUUUUUUUCCAGUGCUGGGGAUCCAACCCAGAGUUCCCAUAUGUUAAAUAAGCACUGUACCACUGAGCCACUCCCCAUGCCCUGUAUUACUUUAUUUCUGAAAUGAGCAUCAAAAAAAUGAGGAUACAUAGUAAAAAAGAUGUUUUGUGUA
Molecule: messenger RNA, 3152 nt
Organism: Chinchilla lanigera (long-tailed chinchilla)
Lineage: Eukaryota; Metazoa; Chordata; Mammalia; Rodentia; Chinchillidae
Gene: Tmem209
Product: transmembrane protein 209
Exons: 16
Coding region: 108-1877 (589 amino acids)
Cellular component (GO): membrane
Source: RefSeq, a predicted model, not a curated record